Molecule: messenger RNA, 391 nt
Organism: Paramecium octaurelia
Lineage: Eukaryota; Ciliophora; Oligohymenophorea; Peniculida; Parameciidae
Source: the annotation of a GenBank genome assembly
AAAAUGGCUGGUGUUUUAAAGACUGUGGGUGACUAUUUCGAAUUAGACAAGUAUCAAAAUGAGAUAGCUCCAUUUGUAAAAGAGAACUAUGAUAUGUUAUAAAAGAUGGUUUAGACUAAAGAGAAGGAAUGUUUGAACAAGAAUUUAGAUAAUGAGUAGAAAUACAUUGAAUGUAUGUAAAAGACUGCUGAACGAUCAGAGAGAGCACUAAAAAGACUCGGUAUUUUGAUGAUUAUAAUGAUGAGAAUAUGGAAUUAUGUAUUGGAAAUAAAAAACUUAUGAAUGUUUUCAUAAUGAGGCUUACAAGGAUAAGGAAUUUAAGAAUUUCGAGAGAUGCAAACCAAUUGCUAAUCGAGAAUUAUAAGAGGUCUUUUCAAGUUUUAGGUUGUGA